AUGGCCAACCUGAAGUUGUACUUGCUUCUAGGAUUGUUCUCAUUCUUUCUGCGUAUGCUGGUCGUUCAAGGUGCAGAAGAUAUAUGUAGAUUGCUAGGAAAAUUUGAUUUACAUGGCUAUGUGGAAUGUGAGAACCAUAUGAUGAUAAUAGGAGGAAUGUUUCCCAUUCACUUCAGGACUAUACUAGAAAAAGAACCAACUACUUCAGAGCCAGUGUCACCAAAAUGUGAAUGGAAGUGCUUUCCAUGUGAAGUGCUUUUGGCAAAUGUAUUCAGCACUGACAUAUACUUCGUCUUUGCAGGUUUAACUUCCCGAGGUUUCCGUUGGGCCAGAGCUGUGAUACAUGCCAUCCAAAAGGUGAACAAUAGGCUAGAUAUUCUACCAAAUAACACACUGGGUUAUCACAUCUAUGAUACCUGCUUUACAACAUCCAAAACUGUUGAAGGGACUUUGGCAUACUUGACUGGACAGAAUGAAACAAUGCCCAACUUCAGAUGCAGUGCAGGUGCACCUCUUGUAGCCAUCAUUGGAGCUGGUGGAUCAACAUUGACUAUUGCUUCUUCAAGAAUCGUAGGGCUCUAUUAUUUCCCUGAGGUUGGUUAUGCCUCUUUCUGCUCUGUUCUUUCUGACAAAUACCAGUUCCCUUCCCUUCUGCGCACUAUACCGAAUGAUAACCAUCAAUCACUGGCUAUGGCAGAACUUGUUCAACUUUGGGUGUGGAUAGGAACAAUAGCAGCAGAUGAUGACUAUGGAAAAUACGGAAUCAAGUAUUUUAAACAACAUGUAGAGAAAUCUGGAAUCUGCAUUGCUUUCUCUGAUACCAUUCCAAAAAUAUUUUCCAGGGAAACAAUACUAGCAGUUGUGGAAGCUAUAAAAGAAUCCACAGCAAAUAUCACUGUAAUGUAUUCCUCUGAUAUUGACCUCAGUCCCUUAAUGGAAGAAAUUGCACCCAGUAACAUUACUGGCAAAACCUGGAUUGCAAGUGAGGCCUGGGUUACAUCAGCACUAAUUGCUAAACCUGAAUAUUUUUCAUUCCUUGGUGGGACCAUUGGUUUUGUGCUAUGGAGAGGUGACAUACCAGGAUUAAAAGACUUUCUGCUUGAUUUGCAUCCAGAUAAUGAUGCUAGUGAUGACUUGACUAUUGAGUUCUGGCAGACUGCUUUCAAUUGCACUUGGCCUAACAGCAGAGUACCUUAUAAUACAGAUUUUAGAAUAAAUGUAACAGGUCGAGAGAGUGGAGUACAUCCUGUUUCUGAUCAGCUCUGUUUUGGAAAGGAGAAACUGGAGGACAUAAAAAAUACCUACCUGGAUGUUUCAGAGUUCAGAACAACAUAUAAAGUCUAUAAAGCUGUGUUCACUGUGGCCCAUGCCCUUAACAAUUUAGACACCUGUGUAGAAGGAAGUGGACCAUUUCCAAAAAAUUCCUGUGCAAUUAUAUAUGAUUUUGAGCCCUGGCCGUUAAUGUACUAUCUGAAGAAUGUUAAAUUUACAACCUUUGACAAUGAGCUAGUAAAGAUAGAUGACAAUGGAGAUGUGUCUGCGCCGUAUGACAUUAUAAACUGGCAGUUGAAUGAGACUGGAGAAAUCUUCUUUGUGAAGAUUGGAAUCUAUAAUGAUACAAAGAGGCAUGAGAUGAAGAUAUAUAAUGACUCCAUAUUCUGGAACAUUCCAACCUUAAACCCUCUGCGUUCUGUGUGUACUGAAAAUUGCCAACCUGGUACUAGAAAGGGGAUCCGACAUGGGAUGCCUGUAUGCUGUUUUGUCUGUAUUCCAUGUGCAGAUGGAGAGAUAAGUAAUGAAACAGAUGCAAGAGAAUGCUUUCCAUGUCCUGAUGAUUACUGGUCCAAUACACUGAAGAAUGAAUGUGUGCUAAAGGAGGUGGAGUUUCUGGCUUAUGAUGAAGCUUUAGGGACCACACUGGUAGCUCUCUCUCUAUUUGGAGCUUGUAUUGUCCUUUCUGUGACCAUUGUUUAUAGGAUGCACAGGGACACUGCUCUUGUGAAAGCCAAUGACCGAGGGCUGAGCUUUCUCAUUCAGCUAUCUCUUGUCAUUACUUUGUUAACUUCCUUCUUCUUUGUUGGUAAACCAGAAGAAUGGUCAUGUCAGAUCCACCAAGUGACUCUUGCCCUGGGGUUUUCUCUUUGCUUGUCCUGUAUACUGGGAAAAACGAUUGCAUUCCUGUUAACAUAUAGAGGUAGCAACCUGAAGGCUGCAGAGAAGCAUGACCAUAUAUCCAUGCAAGCUCUUCAUCAAAAACUUCUUGUGCUAAUUUCUGUGAUAAUUGAGGUGUGUAUUUGCAAGGCCUAUCUCACAUGUAUACCUCCAUAUUUGUACACAAAUAUGGAAUUCCAAAAUGUAAAGAUAAUUCUUGAGUGUAAUGAAGGUUCCAUAGAAUUUUUAUGUACUAUGUUUGGGUUUGAUGUAUUUCUUGCUGUAUUAUGCUUCAUCACUGCCUUCAAAGCUCACAAGUUACCAGAUAAUUUCAAUGAAGCAAAAUUCAUCACUUUUGGAAUGCUGGUAUUCUUCAUAGUCUGGAUUUCUUUUGUUCCAGCCUACUUAAGCACAAGAGGGAAAUUCAAAGUAGUUGUUGAGAUAUUUGCAAUUUUGGCCUCAAGCUUUGAUUUGCUUGGUUGCAUAUUUCUGCCAAAAUGUUACAUUAUUUUAUUGAAGCCAGAAAGGAAUACAGAGGAAAUAAUCUCGGGCAAAGCCACCACUAAUGACAAGAGUGCUCCAUCCACCUCAACCUCAUGCACCAGUGAGGUUACAAACAGUGCCCUCUCCACAAUGGUACUUGAUGAGUAGUAGUAGGUUUUUUUAGUCCUUGCUCUUCAGCAUUUACUGUGAUGAUGUGCUUUAUCUUCCUCAGUACUGACAGACAACUCCAGUGGAUUCUCAUGUAUCAUCAGAUUGCCAUUAUUUCCGGUGGAAGUUAUGGAUUCUGGUUCUCGAUGACACAACCAAAUUCACACCAUAUUACAUGUGCUGAGAAAAUAAUGCAGGUCAUCACUGGGGAGAUUUUAUGGUUGGAUUUUUGCUUUUCUGAUAAAUAAAUAGGGGUGUGUGGGGGGUGAGAGAGAUGGAAUGAGAGAAGCAUAUGUUCUUGGGGGAUAUUAAAUGUUUGGCCUUAGGGCUGUGUGAAACCUACUCGCUCUGACUAUGUGUUUCAGCAAAUGUUACCUUUAGGUAUGCUUGCCAACUUUCUAAGGGCAAAAAACUGAACACUAUGGCCCCACCCCUUCUCUGAGGUCCCGCAACUGUUCACUUCACCCCACCUCCCUCUGUGACUCGCUCUCCCCCAUCCUCGCUCACUCACUCAUUUUCACCGGGUUGGGGCAGGGGGUUGGGGUGUAAGGGGGGUGAGGGCUCUAGCUGGGGGUGAGGGCUCUGGGGUAAUGCUGGGAAUGAGGGGUUUGGGGUGCAGGAGGGGGCUCAGGGCUGGGGCAGGGAAUUGGGAUGUGGGAGGGCGUUCGGGGUGAAGGCUCCAGGUGGCACUUACCUCAGGUGGCUCCCAGGAAGUGGCUACAUGUCUCUCCAGCUCCAUGCACUUCCCCCACCCACAGGUGCCACUCCUGUAGCUCUCAUUGGCCGUGGUUCCUGGGCAAUGGGAACUGUGGAGCCAGCACUCGGGGUGGGGGCAGUGCAUGGAGCCCCCAUGUUCACCUUUAUGCCUAGGAGCUGGAGGGACAUGCCAGCUGCUUCCUGGGAGCCACACAGAGCUGGGUAGGGAGCCUGCCAGCCCUGCACCAACUGGACUUUUAAUGACCCGGUCACCAGAGCUGCCAGCAUCCCUUUUUGACCAGGGUUUCUGGUUGAAAACCAGACACCCGGCAAUGCUACGUAUAGAUUUGGUUUACACAGGUUUGGGACAAUCAAAAUUGAUAUUAAAUUUUGGCUUCAUUUAAAAAAUAUACCAAAGGGUCAGAUAAAUCUGUGCAAACAUGCUGAGCUUUAUCAGUUCAAUUUAGAAACUAACAAAACUCACUUGGAUUCCCCUACCAAAGUUCCUUCCCUUCCCCUAACAGGCUCCUCCCUCUUCUUUACUUGUCUUCCAGCAUCAGCAGCCCAAUGGCCUUCUGUUCCUCUGCUGCAUUCAAGGGAUUUGCACUUUUCCCUAAUCUGGCUUUUUCCAGCCGUGUAGGGUUUGUUUUCCAUCUAAUUUAAUUUUUGAGACAGGAAAAGAGAUGUAAACUGAUAGGACGAUUCCCUCCACACAACUUUAUGUUUCCCAGCGGAUCUGUGUCUCAGCUGCCAGAGAAUGAAAGGGCUACUAGCAGCAGCAGUUUGUAAUUGUGAUAUGAGAUUGCUUUACAAUAACUACAGAAAAUAAAUUUUAAGUUAAAAAAAUUAAACGUAUCAGUCAAACUUGUAUAAUUCCAUUUAACUAUCUGCAUAAAAAGUAGACUUGUAGUAUUUUAUAAUAAAUAUAAUCUAUAGUUAAGUAUUGCUCUUUGUGGUUUGUAAAUUUUUUGUAGAAGCUUGAAAGUAAUAUUUCUUUUUUAGUUGAUUUUAGUCCUCCUAGUUGCUUGGAUAAAUAUUGAACUUUUCUGCAUUUCUAAUGGAGCAUAAACCUCAAGACUUACACUGUUUUUAAACUUCUCCAUCUACAUAUAUUUCCAGUUCUGGGUUUAGCACUUGUUAAAACAGCAGGGAAAUGCAUGCAGUGUUUUCUAGCAUGUCAUAUCAAAAUGUUAACUAGUGUAUAUAUUUUUACAUUUUUCAGCAAUAAAGAAAGGAGUCUCUAAAUAGCAAUUAUACCUCCAGAUAGAGGAUAUGUGACUUUGGAAUCUGUGCAACUUGUCAAGAUAGCUUGAAAUAAAACCUGUUCUCAAUACACCAAGCCAAUAAACAGAACUACUAUUAGCCUAAU
Messenger RNA from Gopherus flavomarginatus (Mexican gopher tortoise), 4867 nucleotides. RefSeq names its product vomeronasal type-2 receptor 1-like. The record is from RefSeq and is a predicted model, not a curated record. Lineage: Eukaryota; Metazoa; Chordata; Testudines; Testudinidae. Gene Ontology annotation, molecular function: olfactory receptor activity; G protein-coupled receptor activity. Gene Ontology annotation, biological process: G protein-coupled receptor signaling pathway. Gene Ontology annotation, cellular component: membrane.